Messenger RNA from Leucoraja erinaceus (little skate), 3753 nucleotides. RefSeq names its product RPA-related protein RADX-like. Gene Ontology annotation, cellular component: replication fork. The transcript has 14 exons. NCBI's taxonomy places the organism in Eukaryota, Metazoa, Chordata, Chondrichthyes, Rajiformes, Rajidae. Gene Ontology annotation, molecular function: single-stranded DNA binding. The record is from RefSeq and is a predicted model, not a curated record. Gene Ontology annotation, biological process: regulation of DNA repair. Bases 1 to 2118 code for a protein of 705 amino acids.
AUGCCACUCCACGGAGAAGCCAAGGCCAGAUCCCCUGCAGGUCAAAGUCGGCGAGUCAAGUGCUCCCGAGGGUCGGAGCCCUUGGCCGGCGGAGACUAUUGCCUAAGUCAGAACUCGCAGCUGAUGGAGCCUGGAGAUAUUGGCCGAGGUCAGAGCUCGCGAAUCGAUGGUGCCAUCCAGCUGAGGGCCUGCAUCGACACCACGGAGGCGUCCGGCAGCGAUAGUGGAGAGGUUGAUGUGGCAGUCAAUUGGGUCGCUGGCCGACGGAAGAGGACGGACCACAUAGAGUCUGAGAAUAAUCACGCUAACGGAGUUAGUACUUGCCUGGAGAGGAGGGUUGAAAUUGGCUCCACUGUUGGUGAGAAUAAUGCACACUUUGAUGUUGGUGACUGUUCAGGUAUGGUGUCAAUGUUUCUGUGGAACUCGUAUUGCCCAAGAUUCUUCAGGAGUCUUGAGGUUGGGUCAGUAAUAUUUGUGAAGCAGUACUCUGUGAAGGAUGCAUAUCAGAAGAGAAAGCAACCAGCUUCAUCCUACCCAGACUUAAAAAUCCAUGAUGAAAUAGAGAUUUCUUUGAACUCUUGGAAAUCAGCAGCUGAUAUCAAGGUUAUUCCACCAAGACAAAUUAAACCUGAGUGGAAACUUCCUGAAAUUAAGUAUCGGUUUAUUACAAGGGAUAGGCUUGACACUGCGUCUACUAGUUAUGUUUGUGAUGUCAUAGGCCUUGUCACUUUUGUUGGAAGAUGUGAAAGAAUCAGAAAAACAGAAGAUGGUGAUGAAUUUUGGGUUCGACGAUUUGUUGAAAUGGUGGAUGAAACUAGUGCAAAACCAUUUGUUCUGGAACUUUACUGCACAUCCCAACCAGAAAUUUACGAACGGCUUCACCCAGUUACUUUUUUGGUGUGCACUCAGAUGAGAGUUGUCAGAGAGAAAAUCAAUGGCAAUACCUAUCUGACUUCAUCUAAUAAGACUCAAAUUUUUAUCACAGGUUAUCACAAGGGAAGACCAUACACAACUGAUGCCACAGUCAAAAGGUUUCUUCAGUGGGCAAAAUCACAAUGUGAAAAAGAUUUUCUGAAAAAGUCUCUGGUUGGAGGAUAUUAUUCUUUUCCUCCACUCCCAUCAAGCUUCCAGGAGUGCAGUCAACAUAUUAAAGAGCUCAAUGUCACCACUAUGCACGAGUUAAAAGAGAAAAUAGAAGGUUUGCAUUACAGGGAGCAUAAACAUAUAGUCAUUCAAGGAAUUAUUACAUGUGUCAGAUAUAUUGUCCACUCUUCUUUUGUUGGAGGUGUAAUGCACAAGAAAUACUCUCAGCCUGCAAACACUAAAAAUACUGCCAAUGUGCGAACCAGUGAUUCGUCCACUAAAUAUAGAGAUAAUAUGGCUAAUAGCCAAGCAUCAGAACAGGAUUACUUCUAUAAUUUCCACAAGACAUCUCAAACUUUCAACCAAGUAUUAGACUCAGAGGAAGAAGUUAUAUCAUUUGGAAGAGAACAUUGCACUUUAAGUUCCACUUUGAAAAAUAAUGCUCCCGAUUCAAAUUUAUUGUCCAAUAGUGAAGAAACAGAGGAGGAAUAUUUUACUGCUGAUGAAGAUCACCCUGAAAUGGAUGAUGUUGCUAAACUCAAUCUCUUAGAUAACUCAUGGGAAAGUUCAAAGUGGUCUAAGAUUAAAGGACAUUUGAAAGAAUUUCUAUCAUUUGACCAACUACUUCUUGAAAGUUGUCCACAAAGGUUUGAGUAUGCAAAGAAGGAAGCAAUAAUGAGCCAGCAUAAUCUUCAUCCAUCAAGAUGUGACUCAUAUCUACUUGAUUCCAUCAGCAGUGUUGAGAAGCUCACAACGGCAAGGACACAUUGUUAUUAUACAUUGACCAUUAUUGAUCUAAAUCAGGAAAUUGCUAUGGAUGUUAUAUUUCUACCAUUGGGAAUUGACACGUGUUGCAAUAAUUCUGCAAGGAAUACCAAUUUUAUUUCCAUCCUUUCUGGUGAUUGUGUUUCAGAAGCUCCAACCUUAAAUGGAUCAGAAAUAGAAGGAAAGCACUUCCUGUGCAUUUUGGAUGUCUAUCAUCACGGGAACGAUCAAACAGAGGUUAUUUUAAGCAGAGCAUACAAAACAGAAUAGUUUAUUUGAAGCAAAAAAGGACAUUUCUCCAGCACUUGCCAAAUAUUUGCACAGCACAAUCUUUUUAAUGUAUGUGUUAAGGAUGACAAAAAAAAUGGAUGCUGCAAGUGAUGGAUUGAAACAAGUCUCUCCUUAUAAAUACUUUAAAAAUUGAAAACUGUUAAUACAUAUUUCAAUAGAUGUGUUAAUAAGUUUUGAAUUUGCCCUGAUAUCAUCAUCAAUAUAUUUUAACAGAUAAUUUAUAAAAUCAACAAAAGAUAUUUUGCCAAAUUACCAACCUUUUAAAUAUGAUAACACUUGUUGACUCUGCUUCUAUUUCUCCCAAUGCAUGCUCACCCAAAGGGCCCUUCUUCUCACAUCUGAAAGCACAAUCUGAGACCACAAUUAAGCUAAAUCCUGUGCUUUUUCAAAAAUCUAAUUUCAGUAUUCCGAACAUAAAUCUGAGUUAAUAUUUAUUCUUUCUCCCUGGAUGUUGUGGCUAGUUGUACCACCCUAGGUCCCAUAGAAUGAUGAUCAAUUCUAGAUCCUUCUGACCUUGUAAUUGUUGUUAAGUGUUUUUAAAUAUUUCUCAAACUUGAUGGAUGAUAAUUAUUAUUGAUUUCUAUAUGGUUUCAUGAAAUUUGCAAUUGAUUAUUUUUAUGUUUAUGUAUGUUUCUUAAAUUAUAGUUUUCAUACCAUGAAUAUCACAUAGAAGUUAAUAAACAUUAACUAUGGUACAUUAAAUAUUGUGAUAUCUGAAUUUGAUAAAUAUGAAAAUAUAAAUGUUCUAAGGAAUGUUAAUUGUCAUGGGUUAUGUUUACAUUUUUAAAUAUAAAUAAAUUGUUGUUACUUGGCACAGUGGCACAGUGGUAGAGUUGCUGCCUUACAGCAAAUGCAGCGCCAGAGACCCGGGCUUGAUCCCGACUACGGGUGCUGUCUGUACGGAGUUUGGGAGUUUGUACUUUCUCCCCGUGACCUGCGUGGUUUUCUUCCGAGAUCUUCGGUUUCCUCCCACACUCCAAAGACGUACGGGUUUGUAGGUUAAUUGGCUUAGUAAAUGUAAAAAUUGUUCCUAGUGGGUGUAGGACAGUACAGUGUUAAUGUGCGGGGAUUGCUGGUCGGCGCGGACCCGAUGGGCCAAACUGUUUCCGCGGUCUAAUUUUAAACAUUAGAAUUGUUAACUGUUAUUUGGGUUUUAUUCCACUUUUUUGCAAUGCAUGUAUGCUUUAAAUUAAAUAUAUUAAAAAAGAUAGGAUAUUUGUAUUUCUUGAUUUUUAUAAUGCGUUUUCUUUUCAAUAAUAUUUUUCCUUUUCAAAUGAUAUAAAAGAGGAAAAUAAUUGCAUGUAUCUUCUUUCUCACAAAACAAUGUAAUGUAAAGGAAAGUGAUCAACAUGAGAUUAUGUAAGAUUAUGUAGGAAGGAACUGCAGAUGCUGGUUUAAACCAAAGAUAGACACAAAAAGCUGGAGUAACACAGCAGGACAGUCAGUAUCUCUCCAGAGAUGCUGCCUGUCCCGCUGAGUUACUCCAGCAUUUUGUGUCUAUGAUGUAAGGCAGUUGUUUAUUAAGGGAGUGCAGUAUAUUGUUUAUUGUGUUAUGUGUUUUUGUAUGUAUCUUUUUUCUGUAAGUUAUUAAAUAGAUGAUAAUGCUGGAUUCUA